AUGACGUCUGCAUGAUGCGUUGCACCAGCCACAAGCUCCGCGAACGACCUCCAUUUAAGCUCUCAGUCGCGCUGCUGUAUGUUCUCUUCAUACAACGAAUUCCACUGCCAAUUCCUCCAAUUACCAAUUCAUCAACCAAACCUAAUUUCUACGUAACCCGUAAACCACCACCACUCCACACAUCACCAUGUUCCGCUCCCAGAUCGCCCGCCAGGCCCGCCUGUUCUCCACCACCCCCAUCGCCCGCAAGAGCCCCGUCGAGACCAUCAAGGACGCCGCCAAGGCCGUCGACAGGACCAUCUCGGGCGCCGCUGUCAAGGGCAUCGAGAAGGGCGAGCAGGUAGCAGAGGCCGUCAAGGAGGCGACACCCGACUCCGCCGCCGAGGCCAAGGGCCAGGCCAACGAGGCGCUCGGCGCGGCGAAGGGCAAGGCGGCGGAGCUCCAGGGCGAGGCGAGCAAGAAGGCUGGUCAGGCGCAGGGCGAGCUCAGCAAGCAGGCGGGCAAGGCCGAGGCGGAGGCCAACAGGAAGUUGUAAGAGAUUGCGUUCGUAAUGCAUUGAGGGAUGAGGUGCGGGCGACAUUUGAUAUACCGCGGGCUGGUGUCGUGGCGCCCUUGUACGAUUGAUUGACUAGCGCUAAGGCGACUUUACGAAUUUCAGACAUUUUUCGUUCAUUGUUUGAUAUGGUUGUUGCUGUGAUGUGUGUGGUAAUCACGCAGUAGGUGUGCAUCAAGGUUAUCACGGGUUCAGCAAAGCAUACGCAAAUCUUGUCUCUACCUACACCUUAUCCUACUGCAAUUACACACAUUGCUGCAGUCAUAAUUUAGUCUCGAUCAAACGAGGCUGAUAAGAAUUACAUUCAUAGGCUCAUCCGGCA
Boeremia exigua is the source of this 875-nucleotide messenger RNA. RefSeq lists its product as uncharacterized. The record is from RefSeq and is a predicted model, not a curated record. NCBI's taxonomy places the organism in Eukaryota, Fungi, Ascomycota, Dothideomycetes, Pleosporales, Didymellaceae. The coding region runs from base 188 to 535 and encodes 115 amino acids. The transcript is spliced from 2 exons.